Messenger RNA from Neurospora tetraspora, 2359 nucleotides. Its product is annotated as fungal-specific transcription factor domain-containing protein. The transcript is spliced from 2 exons. Gene Ontology annotation, molecular function: transcription cis-regulatory region binding; zinc ion binding; DNA-binding transcription factor activity, RNA polymerase II-specific. NCBI's taxonomy places the organism in Eukaryota, Fungi, Ascomycota, Sordariomycetes, Sordariales, Sordariaceae. Gene Ontology annotation, cellular component: nucleus. Gene Ontology annotation, biological process: positive regulation of transcription by RNA polymerase II. Bases 227 to 2242 code for a protein of 671 amino acids. The record is from RefSeq and is a predicted model, not a curated record.
CGCAUCCUUACAAUUUCCGUGAAAAUCCCCCCCAUCACUAGACUAGUGCCAUGGCAUGGGUUGGUCGUAUUCUCGCUCCUAUCCGAUCCUCAACACCGCCUGAACUACUUGGACCACAAUGUCCAUUUUCCAGACCUCUUCUCACAACCUGGGCAAGUCGGUAUCCGGCAACUGCUUGUGCAAUGUCUCGAAAGGUGACAUAAAGCAAUACUAGAACCGACUGAGCAUGGCGCAAACUCGUGCCCCGAUGAAGAAUAGACAAAAGUCCAGGAGCGGUUGUCGGACGUGCAAGCUCAGACGCCUACGAUGCGAUGAAACAAAACCAGGAUGCCGGAACUGUGCCCAGAAAGGGUUCGAAUGUCCCGGCUAUCAGCAGCGUCUACAAUGGUCGACCAAGCACGAAGUUUCUCUCCCAGCACAGCCAAGAACUGAGCCAGAAAACUUCACACAACUUGUCACUGCCGCAUCCGCAUCCAUUGUCCCAUCCAAGGAAAAGCCAACGUCGAGUGAUGUUCAUAAUCCCAGGCCUACUACUAAAGCACCUGCUCAGACUCCGCCUCCAAGCCAUGCAGAGACACCGCCGCCCUCAGCAUCGUUCUCGACACCGUCUAUAUCCUCUUCGCCUCUACCCUCGCCUGGGACCCCCGUUGAAGGACAGGAUGGCUUAUAUUCUACGAUGAUCGUACCGUCCUCUUACGACAAACGUACCUUUGCUCAAACAUUAACUCUAACCCAACCCGUCGUGGACGUUCGCUCCUUCCUGAUCGAACACUGGUUCAAGUCCGUGUGCGCCUCCUGGUCCGCCUACGACUCCGCCUCCAACCCCUACCGACGACUAACAUCCGUCCUCUGGAACACCUCUCCGCCCGUCUUCUACGCCCUGCAGUCCAUCAGUAGCGCUUCCCUCGUAGAGAAGCUUCCCGCCGUGAUGCGAGAGACAGCCCGUAUGGCGCCCCGCCUCGCAACCGAGGCCAUCAAAGCCGAGCUCGUCAGCUUCUUCAACGGGCACUGCACCGUCUUCCCGCGCGGCCUGCUCCUCUCUCUCUUCUGCAUGAGCUCGUCCAUGUGCUGGAUGGAAGCCCGGCAGCUGGGGCAACAAUACCUCCGCCAAGCGAGAGCAGUGCUGCAAGUGCUGAACAGCUGGACUUUGAGUCAAGAGGACCAGGAACUGCUCGACUUCUUCAACGGCUGCCUUAUCUACGAAGAAAUGCUCCGCAGCGUGGUGAGUGACGACGAGACCGACUUUAAGAACAUGCUCAGCUGGCCGGACCCGCCCAUUUCUACCAUCCAAGGCACCCUGGUUGCCUCAACGCCUCACCCCUGGACCGGCGUCUCGGCGGACGUCUUCAGACUAUUCGGCAAAGCCAUCGCGCUGUGUCGGCGCUCGCGCAGCCGAUGGCGACAUAACGACGGAACGACGCUACGGGCCCUGCAAAGCGCAAUGAAAGAUAUCAAGGAAGCCACGCGCAUCGAGGAAGCGCUGCUAGCUAUUGACGUACCCACCGACGACGGCGCCGACAACCACCACCACAACGCCCACACACAACUAACCUCCUCCUCCUUACCCAACAAUUCCACCACCACCCCAAACAUAACCAAAGACCUCCGCCUCGCCACCGAGACCUACCGCCUCUGCUCCCUCCUGCAACUCUACGAGUCCUUCCCCGACCUAGUCGCCAAGCGGAUACCCGACCUCGGCCUGCACCGAGACGCGCCCAUCGACCCGGCCAUCAUCUGGACCAAAUGGGUAUCGCCACUAGCCUUACACGUCACCGAGAUCCUUGACCGGAUACCCGCGAGCAGUCUGCGGUGUAUCCAGCCGCUGCUGUGUCUUUGCGCCGGAAGCGGGCUCAGGUUCGAUAGCAAGACGGCGCUGGGGCAGGGCGAGUAUAGUUAUUUGUUGAGUUUGGAGUCUUCAUCAACAUACUUGGGGUUGGGAACCAUUCCGGGGUUACCUGCAGGUAUUGGGUUUGGGGGGUCAGGAACAUCGUCGUCGUCGUCGGCGUCGGCGUGUGAAAAUGCUGCAGAGGAUACGCAGGCAAUUAAGAUAUCGCAGGCUCGAUCGAUUCUUAUUGAUCGUCUGGGUCAGUUGGAGCUGUCGCUGCCGCCUAAGCCGAUCAAGGUGGCGAAGCAGUUGUUGCAUGCUGUGUGGAGCGCGUAUGAUGAGGAGAUUGAUACGCCUAGGAGAACGCAUUGGUUGGAUGUGAUGAGUCGGACGGGGCUGCAUAGUUUGUUUGGGUGAUGGGAAUAUUUUGAAUAUCCAUUAUACAACGCAGUUCAUGCUUAGGUCAUGAAAUCCUUCGAGUUCGGAGGAUGUUAUGUGCUCCUCGGGUUUGUUCAAACUUAAUCUCAUUCUGGA